UACACAGGUGCAAAGAACACAAACACACAAGCUAAGCAAUCUGAAUUAGCAAAGCAUCCAGUUCUGACACUAAUUUUCAAGAAGCUUCUUGUGGUUGCAAAGGUUCAGAAAUGGCGGCAGCAGGAGUGAGCGGGUUGGCGGUGGGGUGCCUCGUGGCCGCCACGGCGGCGCUGCUCGUCGCCGGCGCGUCCGCGCAGACGGGGUGCACGGCGGCGCUGAUCAACCUGUACCCGUGCCUCAACUACAUCAGCGGCAACGAGACGUCGCCGACGAGGACCUGCUGCUCGCAGCUCGCCACCGUGGUGCAGUCCCAGCCGCAGUGCCUGUGCGCGGCGAUCAGCGGCGACUCGUCGUCGUCGAUCGGCGGCGUCACCAUCGACAAGACCCGCGCCCUCGAGCUCCCCAAGGCCUGCAACGUGGUCACCCCGCCGGCGAGCCGGUGCAACUCUGCCGGCGGAAACACUCCGGGCGCUGCCACGACGACCUCGCCGGCAACGCAGACGCCGGGCGCCACCGGUGCAGGAACCGGCGUUGGAUCGAAGACGACGCCGACGGCGCCGUACCUGAUCAACGGCGGCGCGUCGCUCCGCGGCGCCACGGGCUUGGUGCUCGCGCUCGCGGCUGUCGCGGUGUACGCCGUGUGAUGUGAGCGUCUGUCUGCUACUCUGAACUUCUGAAGCGCUGGCGAUGCAGAACGUGCUUGAUGUGUAUUAAUCACACUGUUUAUUACUACUCACAUUGGUUUAGCAUCAUUGAGCAUUGGCAAGAGAGAUUUGAGUUUUGUCAUUCACAUUUGUACUAUUGAUUGCUUUGUUGCAGUCACAAUAAAUAACAUUACUAUCCAUGGUUUUGAUUCUAUCAAA
Messenger RNA from Oryza sativa Japonica Group (Japanese rice), 863 nucleotides. Its product is annotated as non-specific lipid transfer protein GPI-anchored 5. Lineage: Eukaryota; Viridiplantae; Streptophyta; Magnoliopsida; Poales; Poaceae. The record is from RefSeq and is a predicted model, not a curated record.